UGCCACCUCCCCCGCAGUCGCUGCCAGCCCCCGCCGCGGCAGUUUUCUCCCCUCAGGGCCCGAGCGCCGCUGAGCCAGGAAGGACCCCGCCGUUGCCAGGCGACCCAGCCCUGCCAGGUGACCAAGGAGUUGCCUGUCUAGAAAACGAGCCUGCUCUGCGGGCAGAAACAGAGCGUCCAGGUGUGGCUGCGUCUCGGCUCCAAGCGGGUAAGAGACAAGGAGCCUCGAGAAGGAAACAUAGCCCUAAAUUCACCUCCUGCAUGAUAGGCAAAGGGCCCUCUCGCCUGGUGACCAAGCUCCAGGUCCCUUGAGGGGACUCUCCCGGCAACGAGUCACUAGAGAAACAAUAAUCAGGCGGUAAAUGAAAAUGUUGAUUUGACGGCGCACAGCAUCUUGUUUCUUAGAGGAAUUUAAAGAACUUCACAAGCACUAACCUCCUGAUUGAGUGUAUUUUGCAUUUCUGCAAUAAACCAAGCCAUGAGGGAUGGAGUUGUCACCUCACAUUAGUCGGUAUCCCUAACUUUCAGGUCGCUCGGCUUCGCACCCCCCUGUCCGUGCGCCACAGCUAGCGCCCUGCCGCCCGGUAUCGCUGCUGUGAUCACUUAUCGUGUGCUUGUUUGAGUCUUUCUGAGCCCCGGAAGGGGAGGCGACGACAGGACUCGGCGGGGCAGCUACGUGGGGUCCUCGCGCGUCCCACGUGGGCUGGAGUCGGAGCUGGAGCCGCAGUCCCAAGUCCUGGGCGGUGUGGACGACUGGAGUCCAGCCGACGUCUCCCCGCGUAUCACUAGUUCCUCCUGCCUCCCGACGGCCAUGGCAGCCACCGACGAUUUGCUCCUCAACGUUUUCGAGGCCCAGGCCGCCGCCCCCAAGACGUUCUUUAGACCCCUCCGAGCCCAGGCAAAGCGGCAAGCCAGGGCUACCAAAAGAAAAUACCACGUGCCCAGUGAGGCUCCCCCAGUGAAACGGAGGAGCGAAACACCAUUUUUCCCAGGCAAGAACACUGGUAUUACAGAAACUCAGAGGACUUUUAAGGGGAAGGCACAAAAAACAUUUUCUCCGAAGAAGUACUCGGCUGGCACCAGUAAUGUAAACCAGGAGGAGAAACCGUGCGUUAAGACGUCAUCAUUGUUUAAAAACAACCCUGAAAUUCCAGAACUCCACAGACCUGCAGUAAAGCAGGUGCAGGAGAAAGUGUUUACCUCAGAUGCUUUUCAUGAACUGGACCUCCACCCACAUCUAAUUGCCACAAUAAAUACAGUCUUAAAAAUGUCUAGUAUGACCAGUGUUCAGAAGCAAAGUAUUCCUGCAUUGCUGGAAGGCAGAGACGCUCUUGUGAGAUCCCAGACGGGUUCAGGUAAGACUCUUGCCUACUGCAUCCCUGUGGUCCAGUCCCUUCAAGCAAUGAAAUCAAAAAUACAGCGCAGUGACGGCCCCUAUGCUCUUGUACUAGUGCCAACGAGAGAGUUGGCUCUACAAAGCUUUGACACUGUCCAGAAACUGCUUAAGCCAUUUACCUGGAUUGUGCCUGGAGUGUUAAUGGGUGGAGAGAAGAGGAAAUCUGAAAAGGCCAGACUCCGCAAAGGAAUAAAUAUCCUUAUCUCAACUCCUGGACGUCUGGUGGAUCAUAUAAGAUCCACAAAGAACAUUCAUUUUAGUCGGAUACGGUGGCUGAUUUUAGAUGAAGCAGACAGAAUCUUGGAUUUGGGUUUUGAAAAGGACAUCACAGUGAUACUCAAUGCUGUAAAUGCAGAAUGCCAGAAACGACAGAACGUCUUGCUAUCGGCAACACUCACAGAAGGUGUAACGUGGCUGGCGGAUAUCAGUUUGCAUGAUCCAGUCAGUAUUUCUGUACUGGACGAAAGCCAUGACCAGUGUAACCCAAAGGACAAAGCAGCCCGUGAAGUCUCUCAGCCACGAACUAGUGACAAGCUGGACAGCUUUGCAAUACCAGAGAGUCUUGAUCAGCACGUGACAUUGGUUCCCAGCAAACUGAGGCUUGUCUGCCUAGCAGCCUUCAUCCUUCAGAAAUGCAAGUUUGAAAAAGACCAGAAGCUGAUUGUCUUUUUCUCAAGUUGUGAGCUGGUGGAGUUCCACUACACCCUCUUCCUCCAGACCCUGCAGAGCAGCUCCGGGGCCCCAGCAGCAGUGCACUUACCAUCUGCCUCCGUGCGAUUAAAAUUCCUGCGGCUGCAUGGCGACAUGGAACAGGAGGAGAGAACAGCAGUAUUUCAGGAAUUCUCGCAUUCCAAAUCGGGCGUCCUUCUUUGCACGGACGUUGCAGCUCGGGGCUUAGAUCUCCCUCAAGUCACUUGGAUUGUUCAGUACAACGCUCCAUCUUCACCUGCAGAAUACAUCCACCGGAUUGGAAGAACCGCCCGGAUUGGCUGCCAUGGGAGCAGCUUGCUCAUUUUGGCUCCAUCGGAGGCAGAAUAUGUCAACUCGUUGGCUUCUCACAAAAUCAAUAUUUCUGAGAUUAAGAUGGAAGAUAUUUUGUCUGUUUUGACGAGGGAUGAUUGUUUCAAAGGAAGGCGAUGCGGAAGCCAGAAAUCCCGUGCCAUUGGCCCCCAGGAAAUCCGAGAGCGAGCCACGGUCUUGCAGACAGUAUUUGAAGAUUACGUGCACUCCAGUGAAAGGAGGGUCUCCUGGGCAAAGAAAGCUCUGCAGUCCUUCAUCCGAGCCUAUGCAACCUACCCCAGGGAGCUGAAGCACAUCUUCCAUGUCCGAUCACUCCAUCUUGGACAUAUGGCUAAGAGCUUUGGGCUAAGAGAUGCUCCCACAAAUCUUAGUGUCUCAGCUCUCAAGAAGAGGAAAGCAAACCUGAAAAGGCCUGACCUUCAUAGGAAGACCCAGAGGAAACACCGCCUUGCUGAAAUCUUGCGUUCUGAAUACUCAAGUGGGGUGGAGGCUGCCGUCGCCAAGGUCAAAAAGCAAAACAAACAUGGAAAACCCGGCAGCCAGCCACUGCAGAGCAGCUGCAGCGUGCACCCAGCCUUUGUCGUGGGAAAAAAAUAAAAAACUUUCUCCAUGAAAUGAUGGAAAAACUCGAAAAGGCAGAGCUCACUGAGGGAGAGCAAGACUUGCCUGAAAGUUUUUUACACUCUGUCUCUACAGGAGUGGCUCCUGGGGGCCUGGGUGGCACUGGAUUGGUGUCCUGUUCUUAUUUGUCAAAGGAGCCCUGUGAAAAACAACUGCAAUACCUUUCACUGAAUACUCUGUCCCUCAGACCAUUGUAGAAGCCACAGCCCUUAUCUUUGGAGGUGGAGGGGGUGAUCCUGAUAGAAAUUAGUAGGGGUGGGGGUCAGCACAGUCUGAAUUAACCAGUUAAUGUAUAUGUUAUAUAAGAUAUACCUUAUGUUUAUUCCAUCAGUGCCAGGCAUUUGACUCCACCCAGGUGCCGGCUUGUCAUAGAUCACGUUGAGCCCUCAGGACUUACAUGUAAAAGCCUAACGUACUCUGCGACAGCCUGUAAGGGAUUUUAUUCCUGCCUUGUAACAAUGUCCUAGAGAAGUUUCAUGGUUUUCCUUUAGCACUAUCAGUGUAUAUAAUUGGCAUGAAUUUUGUAAAGUAAGGUUUUAAAAAUUGGAAUUGAACUUGUAUGAAAAGAGAAAAAUAUAUUUAUCAAAUAAACAUUGUCUUUAUGUACAAAUGCUUUGUUAAGAAAAGAACCAAGAGUUUUUUACACAAGUCGGAAAUCCUACAGUGUUUUCAGUCACGUGAGCCCUCUUAUUUUCUGUAAGUACAUUGCUAUAAACAUCAUGUCCCAUUUCCAUGCAUCGCUUCCUCUUUAAUGCCCAGUGAAAUUUAUUCUCUCAGGACUAAUUGAUUUACUGUUGCCUUUUUAUUAUUUGCCUUUGAAGUUAAAAGGCACCAGUGCCCUGAGUUGCCCCCCCCCCCCAUCCAAUCUCAUCUUCUAGAAAGGUCUGGGGGUCUUUGUAUUGUGACCCAGGUCACAACUGCCCCCCUCCCCAUUAUGUUUCCUGGGAUGUUUGAAAGAGGACCCCUGGGGUGUAUUGAUUUCCCAAUAAAUGUAAGAUUUGGACACGGGCAACUCCAGAGGCAUCUUAAAGAGAAAGGGUUAAAAGCCUCAGCCCCUCUGCUUAGGACUUCCUCUUCUCUUCAUUCUUUUUCUCCUUCCUCUGUCACCCUUUGCGAUCCUGUGACAGUCAGUUGGGUCAGCACUUCAGCAGAAACUCCAGAUCCAACUGAACCAAAUGGCGAGGAGAGGAUGGGGAGACUGGCACGUUUGGCUUUUCCAUGGCGACCAAGGAGGGUGACCAAGGAGGGCUCAGCAUCCCUGCCUCUAUUCCCUCUCUGGUCACAGGUAUGCACACUCAGGCAGACUCCAGGCAAAUGUCAGCUCAAAGCACACUAGGAAGGACUCGGGUGAGGGCACCUAUAAGCCUGCAAAGAAUUGAUCUGCAUGGAGAAAAACAGACCUUUUUGGAGUUGGUUGUCACAUACGAAUUAAUAGGGACAGUUGGUGAAAUUGGUAACAAUAAAAACAAUCUGCAGCACAUGUCAAACUGACUGGGCAGAUCUGCCAACUUUCUUUUGAUGCGUAAUGGUUCCCAUGAUUUGGAUGAGAAAAGGAGGGAUCAAACUUAUGGACAAAACCCAGCUGUGUGGGAAACAGGAUUAAUGCCAGUGAUUUGGG
Molecule: messenger RNA, 4654 nt
Organism: Loxodonta africana (African savanna elephant)
Lineage: Eukaryota; Metazoa; Chordata; Mammalia; Proboscidea; Elephantidae
Gene: DDX31
Product: DEAD-box helicase 31
Biological process (GO): ribosome biogenesis
Cellular component (GO): nucleus
Molecular function (GO): ATP binding; nucleic acid binding
Source: RefSeq, a predicted model, not a curated record